AUGGCAUUACCUUGGAGUUCUGAUAUUUCAUUCAAAUAUUUUAGAUGGGAAAUACAAGGCCACGUUGAUCGGGAGGUUUGGAAGCAGGCUGGUGAUGCCGGUAUGCUGUGCAAGAAUAUUCCUGCGGAAGCCGGUGGCCACGGGGCAGAUUUUUUUUCGGCAGUUCUUUUGUGGGAAGAACAAAUGUAUUGCAAUGCUAUAGGUAGUAGCUUCCCAUUGCAUAGCGAUAUUGUGGCCCCAUACAUCGCACAUCUAGGUACUAAGGAACAGAAAGAGAGAAUAAUACCAAAGAUGAAAUCGGGUGAGAUGAUUGGAAGUAUAGCGAUGACUGAACCAUCAGCUGGCAGUGAUCUACAGGGCAUUAAGACGGUCGCAAAACCAGAUGGGGAUGACUGGAUUCUGAAUGGCAGUAAGGUGUUCAUCUCUAACGGAUACCUUUCGGAUGUAUGCAUUGUGGUUGCGGUGACUAAUACUGAAGUAAAGAAAAUUGCCUAUGGCAUUAGUCUAUUUAUAGUUGAAAGAGGAAUGAAAGGUUUUACAAGAGGACGUCCUGAAAACAAGCUUGGACAAAAGACAAUCGAUAUAUGCCAAUUGUAUUUUGACGAUGUUCGAUUGCCUAAAGAUGCUGUUUUAGGUGAAAUCAACAAAGGAUUUUAUUACCUUAUGGAGCAGCUACCGAGGGAGCGAUUGUUAGUCGGUGGUAUUGGGCAAGCGCAUUCCGAAUUCAUGUUCGAAAAGACCAGAUCAUUCGUUAAUGACGGACAUGCAUCUGGACAACCUUUGUCAAAUUCACAGGUAGUACAACAUAAACUUGCUGAAUUGAAAACAGAUAUUUGCUUCGGGAGAUCGUUUGCUGAUCAGUGCUUUCGCUUGUAUAACGAAGGCAGGCUUAAUUCAUCAAUGUCAUCGAUGGUGAAAUAUUGGUGCACUGACUUGGCCAACAGGGUGGCAAGUGAAUGUAUCCAGCUCCAUGGUGAAACUGGUUGCAUGUGGGAGAAUGACGUUUCACGUGCGUUUAUUGAUAGCCGCGUCCAAUCUAUUUAUGGAGGAAGCAAUGAAAUCAUGAAGGAACUUAUCGCCAGAGAUAUCAUAUCAUAGGCAAUUAAAACAUUGAUUAGUCAGAUGAACUGACGUGUCUAGUGGGUGCACAGGGAAGCACGCCCUUCCAAAACAAAAAAGAUCCAUUCCGUCGCCCCACCACCAAAUAUUUGUUUAUAUAAUUACCGAUAUUGUUUUUAAGCUUGUUAUUGUAUCGUGAGUGGAUUUCCCGUACAAUUAAAAAUCGUAACGGUACUGGGUUUGGUCUACAGGAGCUCGUGCUUCGAACAGGUUACUCCAUUCAUAGAAGAAGCCUUUUGAUGG
Molecule: messenger RNA, 1362 nt
Organism: Anneissia japonica
Lineage: Eukaryota; Metazoa; Echinodermata; Crinoidea; Comatulida; Comatulidae
Product: long-chain specific acyl-CoA dehydrogenase, mitochondrial-like
Exons: 8
Coding region: 1-1098 (365 amino acids)
Molecular function (GO): acyl-CoA dehydrogenase activity; flavin adenine dinucleotide binding
Source: RefSeq, a predicted model, not a curated record